GUGAUCGAUCACUUAUCAUGAGUGAAUUAAUAUCGUGUGUUUAAUCAUUUAAUAACUGUACACGUACUGCGCCUCUUUACGCAUCCGGGCGGUUUGAGUUUAUUUUUAAUCGAUCGAUCGUGAAGCUCAUUCACACAUAAAUAAACACUCAAAAUGGUGGAUUAGAAUAUAAAGACCUGCUGAUUAUAAAAGCAGUGUGUAUUUUUGAUGUCGCGCAGUGAAUGUGAAAGAAGUUUGUAGUUCCUGUUAGAGAUUUAAAUGCUGUAGUUCCUAAACCCGCCUCAGGGGGGCGUUUUCACAUCUCGCUUUGUAUUUAAAACAUAUUAAAAAUACAAUUUAAACUAUUAAAUAGAAUAAUUAACACCUUGUAUAUUAAAUAUAUAAACCUAUUAAGUAGGCCCUCAGUAAUAAUCAACGUCUGACUGGAUUUCUGCUGAUGACGUGUGUGUUGAUGGGCUGUUGUCAUGGUGAUGGGGUAGUUAGUGCAUACUAAGCAUGUUAAAUUGCAGUACAUUAUUAAACGUCACAAAUUAUAAUAACAAUAAAGUCAUAAUAAAGUAGGUCUACUCAAUAGUGAUGUUUUUUAAUAUUGUUGGAGUGGAAUGAUAAAUGUUAUUGGUAUUUCUGCAGCGUUUAUUCUCUUUGUUUUAUUAGUUAGUUGUUUAUUGUGUGUAUUUUAUUAGUUUAUUGUCGCUGUUUCAGUUUCUCUUUUGAAUCCGCUCGAGCACCUGCAUGUAUAAUCUCCUCAAUCCCAUUAAAGCCUCCUGCUGUCUCUCUCUCUCCUCCUCCUCCUCCUCCUCCUCCUCCUCUCUCAUGUCUUUCAUUCUGUCUCUCUUUCCUCAGUGUGUUCGCGGGUCUGUUCGGGAAGGGUCGGAAUAACUGGAUUAUCAUCCGGAUUCGUUUAUGAAGUGGAUUUCUGCGCGUAAACGCAUCGCUGACUGAGAGUUCACGUGAUUCUUUUUUCCCGCUCUAACGGCGCGAUUCUCUGAUUUUAAACGGUUUAUUCUAUUCGAAUAUUGAUUUGUGUCCGAUAAUGAAUCUGAUCACUUCAUCAUGAGCGGUUCUGAAAACCCGAACGAGUCCAAACUUGAGGCGGUGAUUCAGAGGUUGGAGGAGAGCGUUCUGUCUGAAGAAAAGCGGCUGACGGUUCGAGGAUCUUCUCCAGAUGAACCCGCGUCCAGUUUACCGGCCCGCGUGCGCGAGAUCGUCUCCAGAAACCUGAGCGACAGCGCAGGAGGCAUGUCGUCGGGUCUGUCGGUCCAGGAGGAGAACCGGGUUCUGCAGGCAGAACUGAGUCGUGUGGAGGAUCUUCUGGCUCACAGUCGAGCAGAACGAGAUGAACUGGCCAUCAAAUACAGCGCCAUCAGCGAGAGACUGGAGCAGGCGCUGCGGCUGGAGACGGCCGAGGACGGGCGGGACUCUCCUGACUCUCGCAGUCUGGCGCAGCAGAACGUGGAUCUGCGCAGACGGCUGGACGAGGAGCAGGCGGCGUAUAAGCGCAAGCUCACGGCGUAUCAGGAGGGGCAGCAGAGACAAGCGCAGCUCGUACAGAAACUACAGGCCAAGGUCCUGCAGUAUAAGAAGAAGUGUGGAGAUCUGGAGCAGAUGCUGCUGGAGAAAUCUAACGGCGGCAGUAACGGCCACCGGCGCGACGACGACGAGCCCAGCAGCGAGCUGGAGAGCGCCCUCAUCCGCCUGGAGGAGGAACAGCAGAGGAGCAGCGGUCUGUCGGCGGUCAACGCUAUGCUGCGAGAGCAGCUGGAACAGGCCGGACUGGCCAAUGAAGCGCUCAGCCAGGACAUCCGCAGACUCACUGCUGAUUGGACCAAAGCGAGGGAGGAGCUGGAGCAGAGGGAGUCUGAUUGGAGGAGAGAGGAGGAGUCUUUCCACAGCUACUUCAGCAGCGAGCACAGCCGUCUGCUGGCGCUCUGGAGGCAGGUGGUGGGCUUCCGCAGGCACGUCUGCGAGCUGAAGAGCGCCACCGAGAGGGAUCUGUCCGAGGCGCGUAACGAGCUGGCGUGUGCGGCGCAGAGCGUGCAGCUGCAGUGUGUGAGCGCCUGCGCGACUCUGCGCAGCCGUGAGGAUGGGUCUGCGCAGCUGCUGGAGAGAGAGACGGGCCAGCGGCUGCAGCUGGAGCAGCAGUUGAGAGAUACGGUGACGGAGAUGAUGACGCUACAGGCCAAGAGUGACUCGGAGAGGGCCGAGCUCAACACACGGCUGGUGGAUGCAGUGAGAGAGCUGGAGCGUCUCAAAGCGCGUGUGGAGGACAGAGAACAGGAAGUCACAGCACUCAACAGGAAACUGCAGGAUCAGAGGAGCCUUGAGGAAACUGAAGUUCAUUCACUCAGGACACACACCGCAGCGCUGCAGAACACACUCAGAGACAUCACACAGCUGGUGUUCUCUGACAGUGACGGUGUGGACGGAAACACUGAAGAGUCUCUGCUGCCACUGCUGCGCUCUUCAUCAUCAUCCUCAUCAUCACUACCCAUCAUCCCUGACAGCUGUCUGUCUGCACUGCGCUCCACUCUGAACAACAGACAGAUCCAGCUGCAGGAGCUGCGUGAGCGUCUGCAGUCCGCGCAGGCGUCGGUCCAGCAGCUGCGCAGGCAGCAGACGGAGGCGGAGUCGAGCCGGCGGGAGGCGGAGCUCCGUGCGCAGACGCUGCAGGGAGAGAGAGACGAGGCUCAGAGAGAGAGAGAGACCGCUGUGAGAGAGAGAGACCGACUGCGACAGGAGAGAGACGCGCUGAGCAGUGAGAAGGACGGCGCGGGUAAAGCGGCGCAGGCGGCGCAGACGCAGGCGCAGCUGCUGCAGCUGGAGUGCGAGAGGCUGCAGCUGUCUGCGUCGUCUGCGCAGAGAGAGCGAGAGCACGAGCGAGAGGAGAGAGACGCCGCCGCGCUGGAGAGAGAACGAGCACGAGCAGAGACGGACAGAAUUCAGCAGCUGUGGGACGAGUCCGAGUGUCGUGCCUCUGCGCUGCGAGCCGAACUGGCGGCGCUGAGAGAGUCUCUCCAGCAGGGGGCGACAGACCGACAGCUGAUGGAGGCCGAGAACCGACAGCUGAGCGACGCACUCGGCCGGAGCGAGAGCAGUCGCGCCGAACUCUCGCUAACGGUCACGAAGCUUCACUCGGAGGAGUCGUCACUCCGAGAUUCUCUCGCUAAGAUGAGCGCCAUCAACGAGAGUCUCGCGCAGGACAAAUCUGACCUCAACAGCCUCAUCGUUCAGCUGGAGGAGGAAAAGAAUGCGCUGCUGUCUCAGCGAAGAGAAGCGCAACAAGAGAAGCUGACCAUCAGAGACGAGCUCGUCCGCUCUGAGCAGGACCGGCUGGAGCUGGACUCUGUCCGUCUCGCUCUCCACCAAUCACUGCAGGAGUCUGAGCUGGCCAGGGCGGGGCUGGAGGCGGAGCUUCAGUCACUGCAGGCAGACAGAGUCAAACUGCAAGACAGAAUUACACAGCUGAUUGGUGAGAUGGGCGUUCUGGAGGCGGAGCUUGGUUCUAUCCGCGGUGAAGGCGACAGGCAGAGCGCCGCUCUGGAGGAGGUGGGGCGUGGGAGGGCGGAGCUAGUGCGAGAGAGGGCGGGGCUUCUGGUUCAGCUGACGGCGUCAGAGAGAGAGAACGCCGCCCUGACUGAGGAGAUCGCCACCUUCAGGUCGGAGAGGGAGGCUCUGGAGACGAGUCUUUACGAGCUGCAGCAGCAGAUAAAUCAAAUCGAGUCUCGCCGUGAACAGCUGGACUCGGAGAACCAGAACCUGAGAUUACGUACCGACAGCACAACAGCGGAGCUGAAGCGUUUGCGCGCGGAGAGAGAGACAGUUCUGUCUCAGAGUGAGAAAGAGAAAGAUGCGCUGAGAGACGCGCUCGCGGCCGCUCAACAUGAAGCACAGCGAGCUCUGCGCACGGCCCUGUCCGACCACCAGGAGGAGCUGGAGAGACUGACCAAUCAGAAGGAGGCGCUGCGCUGCAGUCUGGAGGCCGAACAGGAGGGGGCGCUGCGGCGGGUCCGCGGACACCUGGAGGAGCAGAUGACCCGGCUUGAGAAAGAGCGAGAUGAACUUCAGGAAGAGCUUCGUUCCCUGCAGCGCGACAGAGACCAGAGUCUGUUACAGGCGGAGACGGACAAACAGCAGGCGCUGUCCAUGAAGGAGGCCGAGAAGGCGCUUCUGUCGGAGAAGGUGAGCGCCCUACAGGCGGAGCUGAGCACUGCAGCACUGGAGCUGGAGAGACUGAGCCGAGAGACGGCGCUCCUCAGAGACCAGGAGCGGGCUGCAGUCGCAUCUCUAAACGCUGAACUGCAGGAACUGCGCAGUCAACUGCAGGACGCAGCCAGUGCACACGGCCGUGAGCUGCGCAGACUGCAGGAGAACUGCGCUGACCAGCAGACGCGAGCAGACACAGCGCUCAGAGAGUUGGAGGAGUGUCGCGCGCUGCUGUCGUCCAGCGAGGAGAGCCGGGACAGCGCCAGGAGAGAUCUUCUGGAGAUGGACAAGCGUUUGUGUCAGAUACGGGAGGCAGGGGAGGGGCAUAGGCGAGAUGGGGCGGAGCUACGGCGCUCUCUCAGUGAUGUCAUCAAGGAGAGGGACGCUCUCAGCCAAUCCAACGCGCAGCUGAGGGAAGCCCUGAAAGCGGCAGAGAGUGAGAGAAUCAGCGUGAAGCGCGCGUGUGAGGAGGAGCAGCAGAAAGCGUCUCUGCUGGAGGAGAGUCUGGCGUCUGCUCAGAAGGAGGUGUCAGAUCUGCGCAGCUGUCUGCGCGAGGUGGAGAGAUCCAGACUGGAUGCGCGUAGGGAGCUGCAGGAGCUGCGCAGACAGGUGAAAGUUCUAGACGCCGAGUGUGAGCAGAAGGCCAAGCAGACGGCUGAACUGCAGACGCGUCUGUCUGCGGAGGACCAGAAGGAUGAGGAGCGAGCGAGAGAACUGAUCUCGCUCAAACAGAGACUCGCCGACACGGAAACUAGCAGAACCUCUCUUCAGAAAGAGCUGGCUUCUCUACAGAGGCGUCUGAGCGAGAGCGAGUUGUGUUGGCGCAGUCGUGAGCGAGAGUUGACGUCUCAGCUACAGGAAGCUCGAGGCUGUGAGAAGAAGCUUCAAGACGAGGCGCGUAACCUCUCCGUUCGUGCUCAGUCGACCUCUGAUGCGUCUGCGCAGUUGCAGCUGGAGCUGAGUGAGGCACAGGGCCGUCUGGCUGCGACGGAGGCAGAGUUAUCACGUGCGGAGGCGGGGCGCAGGGAUCUGGAGUUCAGGCUGUGCAGCCUGCAGUCGGCGCUCACACGUACACUGGGCAUUGGGGCCAGUGGGCGGAGCAGCAGCAGGGGGCGGAGCCCAGUAGGCUCCUCCCCUUCCUCUCUGACCUCUGGGAUGAUGUCUCGCCAUAGGAGCGUGUCUCCGCUGCACUGCUCGCUAUCGCCACCCAAAGAUGUGGCAGGUAACGUCACGCCAGAUAACACCAUCGUGCUGCGGCCGCUGUCUCCAGAGAGGACAGACGCCCCGCUGCCCGUCGCCCUGCCUGAGCUGGACCCGGAAACCCUGCGCAGCGGCCUCAGAGACUUCCUGCAGGAACUGCGAGAGGCUCAGAGAGGCCGAGACGAGGCUCGGGGUCAACUGGGGUCAAUGCAGAGAGAAUUAGAGGAAAUGACCACAGAGAGAGACUCCGCCCACCAGCGCCUCAUUCAGCUACACACCACACUACAGGAGUGCCAGGAGGAUAAGCGUGCUGUGGAUGGAAAACUGUUGUCGGCUCAAGCUCUGCUGCAUCAGCAGGAUGAGUCCCUGCGGAGAGGAGAGAGAGAGCGACGAGCGUUAAACGAGCGAAUCAAAGAGCUGGAGAGACUUUCACUGAACGCCGAGGCUGAGCGCAAGCGCGUGGAGGAGCAGUGCAGUAAGCUGCGCGCUGGCGAGGCGCGUUUGGAGGCGGAGCGUCGGCGGCUGCGUGAGGCUCUGGAGGCGGCCGAGGGGCGGGGCACACGGGUGGAGCUGGGGAGGCGGAGUCUCGAGGGAGAGCUGCAGAGACUGAGACUGAGUCUGGCCGAGAGAGAGAUGGAGAUCCAGACGGCUCACGACCGUCACGAGAGCGCCGUCAAACAGGUGGCAGAGGGCGAAUCUCGCAUCUCGUCUCUUCAGCGGGAGGUGGACAGACUGACGGCAUUGCUGUCUAAAGCUCAGGACGGAGAGAGCGUUCAGAAAGAGCGAGCGCUCGCUCUCUCCCAGAGCCUGCAGGAAGUCACCGCCGCCCACAGCGCCACCCAAGGGCGUCUCGCUGCGCUGCAGAAGACGCUGGGACAGGCUGAGAGCGAGCGCAGACAGCUGCAGGAGCGCGUGGACGGACUCAGAGCGUCCUCGUCGGACGGGAAGCGAAACAUCGCCACCCUCACGGAGCGCGUGCAGACGCUGCAGUCGGAAUUGAGCCAGAGUCAGCUGCGCAGAUCUGAGAUGGAGACAGAGCUGCACAACACACAGGAGGCUCUGCGACAGAGGGCCGACAGUCUGACCGAGGCCCAGCGCAGUUUGCAGUCUGCGCAGACAGAGCGAGCGUCUGCAGAGGAGCGUCUGCGCAGCCUGCAGCGAGCCGUGGCCCUAUUGGAGACCGAGAAGAGAGAUGCAGAGAGACAGGCCGUCCGGCUGGAGAAAGACAAGGCCGCGCUGAGAAACACGCUGGAUAAGGUGGAGCGUCAGAAGCUGAAGACGGAGGAGAGCAGCAUGCGUCUGUGUGCGGAAAAAGGCCGCCUGGAUCGUUCGCUCAACACCGUCGAACAGGAGCUGCAGGACGCGCAGAGACAGAUCGUGCUGCUGCAGGAAGAGUUGUGCGGCGUGAAACCGAAGAUUGCGCUGUGUCUGGUGAGUAAGAACCGGUCAUGUUUGUGUGUUUUGCGCUUUGUAGAAACACAGUUGACAUGGUGUUGGGGGUUGCUAUGGUUUCUGCUGUUGCUAUGGUUACAGUGGGUGUUCAUUGGUAGUAGUUUUGGACUGUGUGAAGUGUGUGUUGUGUUUCAUGCGUGUUGCAUGUUUCAGGCUCAGCUGGCCGAGCUGGAGCAGAGUCACAGCGCCAGUGAGCAGUCGGCCCGUCUGCGUGAGGACGCCCAGCGGGAGGCCGAGAGACUGCGCGUCAGUCAGAGAGAGGCCGAGCGAACGUUGGCCGCGCGCGAGAGAGCUCACCGGCAGCGCGUCAAGGGUCUGGAGGAGCAGGUGUCCACGCUGAAGGAGCAGCUGCAGCACGAGAUACGCCGCAGAACGCCGUCGCUGCCGAGCUGAUCCAACACUAUGAUUGACUGUGACUCAUUAACAGUGUUUUCUGUGGUUUAAUGGCUGUUCCUUAAAGGAUUAGUUCACUUCACAAUUAAAAUUUCCUGAUAAUUUACUCUCCUCCAUGUCAUCCAAGAUGUUCAUGUCUUUCUUUCUUCAGUGGAAAUGAAAUGAAGGAAAACAUUCCAGGAUU
Megalobrama amblycephala (Wuchang bream) is the source of this 7432-nucleotide messenger RNA. Its product is annotated as rootletin-like. Bases 1054 to 7248 code for a protein of 2064 amino acids. The record is from RefSeq and is a predicted model, not a curated record. NCBI's taxonomy places the organism in Eukaryota, Metazoa, Chordata, Actinopteri, Cypriniformes, Xenocyprididae. The transcript has 35 exons.